Messenger RNA from Pseudomassariella vexata, 778 nucleotides. RefSeq lists its product as uncharacterized. The transcript has a single exon. The coding region runs from base 43 to 504 and encodes 153 amino acids. NCBI's taxonomy places the organism in Eukaryota, Fungi, Ascomycota, Sordariomycetes, Amphisphaeriales, Pseudomassariaceae. The record is from RefSeq and is a predicted model, not a curated record.
UCCUAACCAAUUCCGAUCUGAGACCAUCGGUCGAGCCGAACUAUGCCUCACCUGCAAUAUUCCCAAAUAGGAGAUAUGCCGCGAUCAAUCCAUAAACAUACCUUAUAUAACAAAAAUCAUGGUAAAAAUUACCAAGCCAAGUUCUUGGGUUGCCAAAAACGACGCCAUCAAACGCAAUUUAGGAUCUCCUCCGUAUCAGAGUCGAAACCCUUUGUGAGUGUAACCCAAGUUUGUCGCAUAUGGACAAACAGGUCAUCAGCCACUACGCAUAUUUGCAUCGUUAUCAUGGAUUCGUCUCGUCUCAUUCAACAUAAUAAUGGCAAGUAUCCGUCGAAACGAGACAUCUACACAGUGGUUACAGAUUGUUCAAGGACAUCAGGUAUGAAUGAUCAGAAGACUCGGUUCAAUCUUACACUACAAUGCGAUAAUCGUAUUGGAGUAUCGCAUAAAACUGAGCAUCUGGAAGCUGUAUUCAAAAUGCUAAAACUCAAACCCGAAGAGUGAAAUAUCCGAAAAAGACAAGAGUAAAGUGCAGACUUGAUGGGCAACAACGUGAACAGCAUGUAACAAUCUAUUGAAUGAUAACAGAAGAAGAAGAAGAAGAGGAAGAGAAAACACCCCAUUUCGCGCAACAGAGAAGACGGAAUCUUCAAACAAUUCUUGCUGUGAGUUGUUUGGGCAAGCCAGGAAGGAGCACGACUUGCAAUCAUCCGCCUCCGCAUCACAUUGACUAUUGGCGUUAUGGGGCUCAACCACAUACAUUACUAUGUAAUUGCCA